GGCUUGCCUGCGCGCUCCUUUGCCAAGGCGACUGCGGUAGCUCCGAAAAAAAAAAAAGAAAAACAAGCGAGCAGAAGCUGAGGAGACAAGACGGUCCACAGUUUACCUCCACAUCACAAGAUCACGUUUUUGGAUCAGGAAACCUCGCGCCCUGUCGGGUUGUAUUAACGUCGGAGACGGUUGAGGAUAUAAAUUAAGAGGGGGACAAAAGGAUGCAGCAAAUUUGAGUGGUGACGGAUCUCCACACUCUCCACUUUUCUCAUCUCUGGAGAAAUUCAAGUUGGAGGGGGGGAGCAGAGUCCUGCAUUCCCCUCCUCAUAAUCUGAGUCUCUUUGGGAAAGAAUCAACGGCCUAUACCUGGAUAAAGCGGUCAUCCUCUGUCAUAACACCUGGCUCAGCACAGCUCAUCUUUCGCCCGAGGAUCCCAAAGUCUGCAGGAGACUCACUUUUGACCUGCUGGUCCCCCACCAGGCCCCGUCCUAACUCCCUCCCCCUUCCCCGCCACCAUGGUGCUGUCACAACGGCAACGAGAUGAACUAAAUCGAGCAAUAGCCGAUUAUCUACGAUCCAAUGGAUAUGAAGAGGCAUAUUCCACUUUCAAGAAGGAAGCGGAAUUAGAUAAUAAUGAAGAACUGGAUAAGAAGUAUGCAGGCCUCUUGGAAAAAAAGUGGACCUCAGUCAUCAGAUUACAAAAGAAGGUGAUGGAGCUUGAAUCAAAACUGAAUGAAGCUAAAGAAGAAAUCACCCUGGGCGGACCCGUCAGUCAGAAGCGUGACCCCAAAGAGUGGAUCCCCCGUCCCCCUGAAAGAUAUGCGCUGAGCGGCCACCGCAAUCCUGUCACCCGUGUCAUCUUCCACCCGGUCUUCAGCGUCAUGGUGUCGGCCUCUGAGGAUGCAACAAUAAAGGUGUGGGACUAUGAGACAGGAGACUUCGAACGCACACUGAAAGGCCACACAGAUUCAGUGCAGGACAUCUCGUUUGACCAGACUGGCAAGCUGCUGGCAUCCUGCUCUGCAGAUAUGACCAUCAAACUGUGGGACUUCCAAGGCUUUGAGUGCAUCAGGACCAUGCAUGGCCAUGACCACAAUGUUUCAUCUGUAGCCAUCAUGCCCAACGGAGAUCACAUUGUUUCUGCCUCGAGGGACAAAACCAUUAAAAUGUGGGAGGUGGCAACUGGCUACUGUGUGAAGACCUUUACGGGCCACAGGGAGUGGGUUCGUAUGGUGCGCCCCAACCAGGACGGCACGCUGAUCGCCAGCUGCUCCAACGACCAGACCGUCCGUGUGUGGGUCGUGGCCAACAAAGAAUGCAAGGCCGAGCUGCGGGAGCACGAACACGUGGUGGAGUGCAUCUCAUGGGCUCCAGAGAGCGCAAAUCCCACCAUCCUAGACGCCACAGGCUCCGAGUCCAAGAAGAGUGGGAAGCCCGGGCCAUUCCUGCUGUCUGGCUCCAGGGACAAAACCAUAAAGAUGUGGGAUGUAAGCACUGGGAUGUGCCUUAUGACACUGGUUGGACAUGAUAACUGGGUGCGCGGCAUCCUCUUCCAUCCCGGAGGCAAGUUUAUUGUGAGCUGUGCUGAUGAUAAGACCUUAAGGAUCUGGGACUACAAGAACAAGCGCUGCAUGAAGACCCUGAGUGCCCACGAACACUUUGUUACCUCUCUGGAUUUCCACAAGGCUGCUCCCUUCGUGGUCACUGGCAGCGUAGAUCAAACAGUAAAAGUCUGGGAGUGUCGUUGAUUUGGACCUGGGAGGACUGGACCACACCCCUCCCCAAUCCCCCUACCCCCAAACCCCCCGCCCGCACAUCUUCACCUCCCUCCGGCUGCACUGGUCAUCUACACUUAGCGCUCUCUGGUCCGAUAACUUUUUGUCCUUCCGUGUAAAUUAUUCCUGGAUGUAGAUCGAGCUAAUAAAUGUUACACAAAAAAAAAGUAUUCUUGCAUGGUAAUCCAAAAUUGUAUACUGUAAAUUUACAUAACGUUGUCUAGAAGUACCAUAGGUUUUAACACAGGGCUGAGCGUUUGUUCCUGCAGCCCUCCCGACCAGCUGAAGGCAGAUGGUGUUUAAAAUAAAACAACAAUAAAAA
Messenger RNA from Cyprinodon variegatus (sheepshead minnow), 2088 nucleotides. It is a transcript of the gene pafah1b1, whose product is annotated as platelet activating factor acetylhydrolase 1b regulatory subunit 1. Gene Ontology annotation, molecular function: protein binding. Lineage: Eukaryota; Metazoa; Chordata; Actinopteri; Cyprinodontiformes; Cyprinodontidae. The record is from RefSeq and is a predicted model, not a curated record. The transcript is spliced from 11 exons. The coding region runs from base 507 to 1739 and encodes 410 amino acids.